Dama dama (fallow deer) is the source of this 654-nucleotide messenger RNA. It is a transcript of the gene RPL26, whose product is annotated as ribosomal protein L26. The transcript has 4 exons. Gene Ontology annotation, biological process: cytoplasmic translation; ribosomal large subunit biogenesis. The record is from RefSeq and is a predicted model, not a curated record. Gene Ontology annotation, molecular function: structural constituent of ribosome; RNA binding. Gene Ontology annotation, cellular component: ribosome; cytosolic large ribosomal subunit. The coding region runs from base 16 to 606 and encodes 196 amino acids. NCBI's taxonomy places the organism in Eukaryota, Metazoa, Chordata, Mammalia, Artiodactyla, Cervidae.
CGGCGCUAGUCAUCGAUGUUUUCCCAAUUUCCUCUCUGCGUUCAAACUCCGCGCCUCUCUUGCUCAAGAAACAUCGAUCUCGCGAGAUUUUGCGGAAACUUACAGAACCGGAAGCAGCCUGCAGAUCUCUUCCCUUCUGUGGCCAUCGCUGAAGCGCCGGCGGCCAAAAUGAAGUUCAAUCCCUUUGUGACUUCUGACCGAAGCAAGAAUCGAAAGAGGCAUUUCAAUGCGCCUUCCCACAUUCGCAGGAAAAUUAUGUCUUCUCCUCUUUCUAAAGAGCUAAGACAGAAGUACAACGUUCGAUCCAUGCCCAUCCGAAAGGAUGAUGAAGUUCAGGUUGUACGAGGGCACUACAAAGGGCAGCAAAUUGGCAAAGUAGUCCAGGUGUACAGGAAGAAAUACGUCAUCUACAUUGAACGAGUGCAGCGGGAGAAGGCUAACGGAACAACUGUCCAUGUGGGCAUUCACCCCAGCAAGGUGGUUAUCACCAGACUAAAACUGGACAAAGACCGCAAAAAGAUCCUCGAACGUAAAGCCAAAUCUCGCCAAGUAGGAAAGGAAAAGGGCAAAUAUAAGGAAGAAACAAUUGAGAAGAUGCAGGAAUAAAGUCAUCUUGUCUACAGCUUUCAUUAAAAACUGUUAAAAUGAACAGUC